Dentiscutata erythropus is the source of this 203-nucleotide messenger RNA. NCBI's taxonomy places the organism in Eukaryota, Fungi, Glomeromycota, Glomeromycetes, Diversisporales, Gigasporaceae. The record is from the annotation of a GenBank genome assembly.
CGAGGACAUAUUUGCUGAAAGUAAUGAAUUUGAUAAAGAAAGUGGAAAAGAACUUGAUGAAGAAGCAAUGACGGCCCCAACAAUCAUAUGGGAGAAAGAUAAAAAGGAAAAUGCAAGGAUUACCAAAAUCAACGAUUGCGAGUUGCCCAGAAGGCUUUCAAUACCUUCCAUGUUUCCUAUGUUUCCUAUGACUUUCUGGGCAA